CAAAGUAUCCAGAGAUAAAAUCGUUGAUGAAACCUGAUCCCAACUUGAUAUGGAUUAUCCUGAUGAUGGUUUUCAUCCAGCUGGUUGCCUUUUACUUAGUGAAAGACUUGGACUGGAAGUGGGUCGUGUUUUGGGCCUAUGUCUUUGGCAGCUGCAUUAACCACUCAAUGACUCUAGCUAUUCAUGAGAUUGCCCACAACUUCACCUUUGGCCACCACAAGACGCUGUGGAAUCGCUGGUUUGGAAUGGUUGCUAAUCUUCCCAUUGGGGUUCCAUAUUCAAUUUCCUUUAAGAGGUAUCACAUGGAUCAUCAUAGAUACCUUGGAGCUGAUGGCAUCGAUGUGGAUAUUCCUACUGAUUUUGAGGGCUGGUUCUUUUGUACCACUUUCAGAAAAUUUGUGUGGGUUAUUCUUCAGCCCCUCUUUUAUGCUUUUCGACCUCUGUUCAUCAAUCCCAAACCAAUUUCUAAUCUUGAAAUUAUCAAUACCAUGGUCCAGAUCACUUUUGACAUUCUGGUUUACUACAUUUUAGGAAUUAAAUCUUUAAUUUACAUGUUGGCAGCAACCCUUCUUGGUCUGGGCUUACACCCGAUUUCUGGACAUUUUAUAGCCGAACAUUACAUGUUCUUAAAGGGGUAUGAAACUUACUCAUAUUAUGGGCCUCUGAAUUUACUGACCUUCAAUGUGGGAUACCACAAUGAACAUCAUGACUUCCCCAAUGUUCCUGGAAAGAACCUUCCACUGGUGAGGAAAAUAGCAGCGGAAUACUACGACAACCUGCCCCACUACAACUCCUGGGUGAAGGUGCUGUACGAUUUUGUGAUGGAUGAUACCAUAAGUCCCUACUCCAGAAUGAAGAGGCCUCCAAAAGGGCAGGAGGUCCUGGAGUAAAUCUCAUCACAGCGAAGGAAUCCCCCGCGAAGCCCGAAAAUAGCCGACCCCGUGUAUUCUGCAAGGGAAGCUUCAGGCCAGCGAUGCUUGGGAGCCGCCUCACCCCACCGUGGACGAGGCUCUCCCUGGGGUCAGCCGCCCGGUGUACUUAGCCUGCCUCAUUUUUUGUGUGAUCAUCCCUGAGGGGUCUCCACCCAUGUGUAUAACUAUGUAAGCAAAUUUUUACUUUAUUAAAACAGCUAAUAAACUAACCCAUUAAUUUCAGAA
Molecule: messenger RNA, 1157 nt
Organism: Chinchilla lanigera (long-tailed chinchilla)
Lineage: Eukaryota; Metazoa; Chordata; Mammalia; Rodentia; Chinchillidae
Gene: Degs1
Product: delta(4)-desaturase, sphingolipid 1
Biological process (GO): ceramide biosynthetic process
Cellular component (GO): membrane
Molecular function (GO): sphingolipid delta-4 desaturase activity
Source: RefSeq, a predicted model, not a curated record